AGCAGCAGUACAGACAUGACAUCAGUCACAUGAUGCAGUCACGUGGUUAUCAGGAAGCUGUGCUCUGUUUACCUAGGUGUCAUCCAUACACUGCGACACCGAGCAACCCCUUUUAUUGAGAUGAAAUCCGGACACGCUUUAAUGACAUGAUUUCACCCGCUGCUCGGUGUUUGUGCCGGUAACGGCUUCCUCCAUCUUUCCUCUGUGAUCGCCCAAGCGUCACCAUGGCCUCUUCAAGUUACACUUGCAUCCAGGACAGCGCCACAGAGAAGGACAAGCUGCUCUCCUCUUUGGCCAGCUAUGGGUCCCACGACCUUCUUGGGGGUGGGAGCUCCCGUUCCACUGGUGUGGUGGGCUCUGAGCUCCACCAGAAGCAGGAGGAAGAGGAGGAGGAGGGGGCCCUGAGGAGGAAACUCAAGUACUUCUUCAUGAGCCCUUGUGACAAGUACUACGCCAAGGGCCGCAAGCCUUUCAAACUGGGCCUGCAGCUGCUCAAAAUCAUCAUUGUGACUGUGCAGCUGGUGCUGUUUGGACUGAGCAACCAGAUGGUGGUGACAUUUAAAGAGGAAAACACAGCAGCGUUCAAACACCUUUUCCUGAAGGGUUAUCAGGACAGCGUUCCUCAGGCAGUCCACACGCAGACGGAGCUGUACAACCGCAUCCACUUUGCCAUAGAGCAGUACAUGGCUCUGCCUCAGAUCUCACUGGGGAGAUACGCAUACGUGUUGGGAGUCGGCGAAAACGGAACUGCGCUGUCCCUCUGCCAGAGGUACUACAGGAGGGGCACCAUAGACCCCGUCAAUGACACCUUUGACAUCGAUCCCCAUGUUGUCACCGAUUGCAUCUGGCUGAGUCCACUGAAUUACAGUCCUGGAAACAUUGACUACAAGAAUUUCACUCUCAAGUUUUACAAGUUGAUAAAUGUAACAAUCGACUUCAAGCUGAAGGCCAUCAACAUUCAGACCAUUAUAAACAAUGAAAUCCCUGACUGCUACACCUUCGCUAUCACGAUCGUCAUGGACAACAGGGCUCACAGCGGCAAAGUUAAGAUCAGUCUACAUAACCAGGCCUCCAUAAAGGAGUGUAAAGACCCCAACGUGUCUGGACACGCGGAGAGCUAUGCACGAGAGUUCUUCGAUGUGCUGGUGGCGGUCGUCUGUCUGUUGUCCCUGCUCCUGUGUGGCCGCUCCAUCCUCAGAGGCAUCCUCCUGCAACACGAGUACGUGCAGUUUUUCAAACACAGACUUGGCCGCAGUGUGAGCUGGGGAGACAGAUUGGAGUUCAUCAACGGCUGGUACAUUCUGCUCAUUGUCAGCGACGUGUUCACCAUCGUCGGCAGCUUCAUCAAAAUUGGGAUAGAGUCCAAGAAUUUCUCAUCCUAUGAUGUGUGCGGUAUCCUGCUGGGAACCUCCACUCUGCUGGUGUGGGUGGGAGUCAUUCGCUACCUCAGCUUCUUCCAGAAAUACAAUAUCUUGAUUGUGACUCUAAGAGCUGCUUUUCCUAAUGUGAUCCGCUUCUGCUGCUGUGCGGCCGCCAUUUAUAUGGGAUAUUGCUUCUGCGGAUGGAUCGUACUGGGGCCCUAUCAUGCCAAGUUCCGCUCCCUGUCCAUGGUGUCGGAGUGUCUGUUUUCUCUGAUCAACGGGGACGACAUGUUUGUGACGUUCGCUGAGAUGGAGCAAAGCGGCACGCUGGUGUGGAUCUUCAGCCAGGUCUACCUUUACACCUUCAUCUCCCUCUUCAUCUACAUGGUGCUGUCCCUCUUCAUCGCGCUCAUCACCGGAGCCUACGACACCAUUAUGGCCCAGACACAGGAGCAGGUGCGCGUCACUGACCUGCACGCGUUCAUUGCAGAGUGCACGGACACGCCCACCUCUGGCAAGUUCCGUGGGCCUGAGGGGCCGUCGUGCUCGUUCCUCUGCUGCUGUGACUGAUGAGGAAGAGGAGGAGGAGGAGGAGGAGGAGGAGGGCGGGGAUGCACAGAGGGAGUAG
Seriola dumerili (greater amberjack) is the source of this 1989-nucleotide messenger RNA. RefSeq names its product mucolipin-1-like (gene mcoln1b). The record is from RefSeq and is a predicted model, not a curated record. Gene Ontology annotation, molecular function: NAADP-sensitive calcium-release channel activity. The transcript has 13 exons. Gene Ontology annotation, cellular component: plasma membrane; lysosomal membrane. Lineage: Eukaryota; Metazoa; Chordata; Actinopteri; Carangiformes; Carangidae. Bases 225 to 1931 code for a protein of 568 amino acids.